AUGCCUAAAGGUUACCGCCGCAUUCAGGUUGGUCAGAUCGUGACUUAUAUCAAGAAGCAUCUCAAGGGCAAAUACUGGCAUGACGCCCUUCGUGUCUGUCAGUCCGAAGGUGCAUCACUGGUAAAGAUGGAUUCAAGAAAGAAAAAAAGGCUUGUGGACAUAAAGUUUGGGAGAGUUGAUUGGAUGUGGAUUGGUCUGAAGGAUGUUUUCAAGAAUGAUACUUUCUACUGGACAGAUGGAGAACCUCUCACCAACAUUGAAGCUUGGAAGCCUGGUGAACCAUCACAUAUGUUUGUUGGGGUGGAUGAGGACUGUGUAGAAUCAAGACAUGGCCACAAAUACAUGGCGCACGUCUCAUGCAAUCUCUUAAGGGGUUACCUCUGUGAAACUGAUCCAUUGAAAUGA
Molecule: messenger RNA, 405 nt
Organism: Haliotis rufescens (red abalone)
Lineage: Eukaryota; Metazoa; Mollusca; Gastropoda; Lepetellida; Haliotidae
Product: CD209 antigen-like protein E
Exons: 2
Coding region: 1-405 (134 amino acids)
Source: RefSeq, a predicted model, not a curated record